AGUCGGAGCUCAACACCUUGAUAGACAGUGGUGAAAACCUCUUCAUCACUCUGAGCGCUCAUUCAUCUGUUUUCUUUUCACUCUUCAGAUCACAGCUGUCUGUGGAACCACAAGUCAGAGAGCUACAAGAACCGGCAGCUGCGAUGGAAAACUCUGGAACACCUGAGGAUCCUUCUGUCCGCUCAGCCUCCGCCUGUUCCCUUCACAGUGGAAGACAUUAAGAAUAAGUUCAAGAACCUUCGUACCACCUUUCAGCGUCAGUACAAAAUGGUGAAGGCGAGCAAGGUGUGUGGGGCGGACGACGUGUUCGUGCCGCAGUGGAAGCACUACCAGCAGCUGAUGUUCCUGCAGGGCUGCUGGGACCAGGACGACGGCGUCGACGACCAGCCGCCGUCGCCGCUGAUUCUCCCACAGGAAGCGACCCAGACGGUCGAUUCAUCCCCGGGAUUAAUCAUCUCCUUCCUCCCCAACCUGCCCACCUUCCCCUCCACCUCGUCCUCCUGCGUCCCCUCCAAAAUGAUGGUUAAAUGUUUCUGGACCGAAGAGCGGGAGCGAGCAUUGAUCAUCUUCUACUCCGAACACAGCUGUCUGUGGAACAAGAAAUCCGAAAACCACAACAACCGUCAGCUCAGGCUGAGGCUGCUGGAGGUUCUGAGAGCUCAGCUGUCCGACCAGUCAGUGUCUUUCUCAGUUGAAGACAUAAAGUGCAAGUUCAAGAACCUUCGGACGGUUUUUAACCGUGAAUUCAAGGCGGUCCUCUCCAGCCAGGCGUCCGACAAACUCUAUGUGUCCAAGUGGAAGCACUACCAGCAGCUGCUCUUCCUCUGCCAGUCCUGGGACGAUGACGACGGCACGGACGACCUGCAGGCUCCGAUGCCGCGGGACGACAAGGACGUGGAGCAGGGGAACCAAACACCCUCCUCCACGCUGAGCAGCUUCUCCUCCAGCUCCACCAACAGCAUCAAGGUCAAUAACGCCUCUGUCCAGAGCAGCGCCAGGACCGGCGCCGGAUACCAAACCCUCCUCUCUGCGUCUCCAGACAAUCUCAAACUAUCAAACCAAACGGCCGCACUCCCGACCUCCCGAUCUUCAUCACCAACUGACACGAAACCCUGCGCAAGCUCCUCCCCUCUGAGUUUCUGUGUGUCCGUGCCUUUCGAGACGGACGGCAGAGCGAGCGCAGAGUCCCGCUGCCACUGGAGCGAGGCCAAAGUUCAGCAGCUCAUUUCAUUUUACUCCGAGCGCAGUUGUCUGUGGAACCACAAGUCCGAGAGUUACAGGAACCGUCUGCUGAGGCAGAGCCUGUUGGAGACGCUGAGCGGCCUCCUGUCGGACAACGAGUCCGUCCCCUUCACAGUGGACGACAUAAAGACAAAGUUCAGGAACCUGCGAACCAUCUUCCAGCGGGAACACAAAGCGGUGAGUUCCAACAAGACGUGUGGUUCUGAGGACUUUUACCUUCCCAAGUGGAAACAUUACCGGGAUCUGAUGUUCCUCUGUGACUCCUGCGACGAGGACGAGCGACCCGAAGACCUCCACUUCCACCAACCGCAGGAGUCCAUCCCCCUCCACCUGGACAGCAAGGCCACGCCCCCCACCCUACACUACCACACUGACAGUCAAACCGAUGUCAAGCUGAACGUCACGCCGCGAGGCUUCGAAGCCCCGCCCUCACCGACUCCCCCAGACUCCCGGCUAUCCUCUCCCUCUUCCUCCCCGCCCCCCUCGACAUCCUCCUCUCACACCGGCAGCCGAGUGUCGGGGCGCAAACGAGCGCCGCCCUCCACCGGAGACAUGCUGGAUUUCAUGAGGACGUUCUGUCACAGUCAAACGGUGUCGCCGCACGCCGGCUUCCUGAAGUACGUGGAGGAGUGUCUGAACGAGACGCCGCCGGACAAAGUGAAGAAACUGAAGAAGAAGAUAAUCGAGACGAUCCACAGCGCGUCAGAGGAAGUUUAGGUUGUUUGUUUCUGAGUCUUAUUCUCGUAGCUUUACCCAUAAUUCCUAGCAGCUGAGUGUCAACAGUGCAGCUGAUCUCACCUCAUUCAAACACCAGCAUGAGCUCAGAGGGACAGAAGUGCAGCUUUAUUUAAACCAGGUGGACGUGUCUGUCUUAAAGCAGCAAAGACACGUGGGAGACAAAAUCCUACAACUUGAAGAAUUGCUGAAAUUCAGAACGAGUCUGAUAAAGAUUUCGGACACUGGGGAGGAAAGAAUCAGAUACUGAAAGAAAUAAAGAUAAAGAUAUAAAUCACAGAGAAUCUGUGAUCAAACCCUUCUGACAAAGAAACGUACCUGAGGAUCGACGUGUUACAGUUUUACCACAAUGGUUAUUUUAAACAACUACAAAACGAAAACACAAAUACAACCAAAUAUACAGAACGAGCCGACUGAUAUAUAGGUUGGCCUCUAUAGAUUAUAUUUGUACAAAGUAUUUGAUGUUUAACGUACAUCUGUAUAUUUAUAUGGAAAAAAUCUACGAUGUUACCGAAAUAGAUUUUUUGAAAUGUUGAGUUUGAAGCAAGAUCGUGUAGAAAUAUAUUCAGACUUAAUGUAUAUUAUGAUAUUAACGAGAAAGUCUACGAUAAAGUACUGUAACUUAAGAUAUUGUAUUAUCAGUCAGAAGAUGUUACAUUAAUGUUUUCUUUACAAUUAAGUUGUUGAGUUUUCAUUCUGGAGUCGAUCUUAUCAGC
Paralichthys olivaceus (Japanese flounder) is the source of this 2693-nucleotide messenger RNA. Lineage: Eukaryota; Metazoa; Chordata; Actinopteri; Pleuronectiformes; Paralichthyidae. The record is from RefSeq and is a predicted model, not a curated record.